AUGAAGAACAUUCGACCUGGUACUAGCAUAAUUAGCGACAGCUGGAGAGCCAAUCAGAUUUCAAUGCUUCCACAAGCGUAUAGGCAUCUCACAGUAAACCACCGGCUGAAUUUCGUAGACCCGCAGAGUGGAGCACACACGCAGAACGUCGAGUCACUCUGGCAGAAAUACAAGCAGAUAGGUAAGCGGCGCUAUGGAAUUAACACGUCACGCUAUGAGGAUUACCUGUGCGAGUUCCUGUGGAAGAAACAGUUCGGACGAAGCGAGGCACUCUUCAAUUUCUGGGACCAGGCUGCUUUUGAUGUUGACGUCGAGGCUACAGUUGAAGACCUAAAGUUGGUACGUCGACUGUAUUACAGUAAAGUAAUUUAG
Molecule: messenger RNA, 372 nt
Organism: Cooperia oncophora
Lineage: Eukaryota; Metazoa; Nematoda; Chromadorea; Rhabditida; Trichostrongylidae
Source: the annotation of a GenBank genome assembly